Molecule: messenger RNA, 4110 nt
Organism: Cryptomeria japonica (Japanese cedar)
Lineage: Eukaryota; Viridiplantae; Streptophyta; Pinopsida; Cupressales; Cupressaceae
Product: disease resistance protein L6
Exons: 2
Coding region: 309-917 (202 amino acids)
Biological process (GO): defense response
Source: RefSeq, a predicted model, not a curated record
AGAGAGCUCGGAGUGCAUAUACACCAUCCCUUUCAAUAUUCCCGAUAAGGAAAUUUGACCUAAAUAUCAUCUCUCAAUUUUAAGUUACAAGGCAGGGAAUGUGUGGCACUUAGUUUCAAGUUCAAGCCUGAGAUGGAAGAAUUCAAGCCUUCUGCAACCAAAUUUCCUUAUGUAGGGAUAAGAGGUAUUAUGUGUGUCUGAGUUAAGGGGAGAGUAUGUGAGAAAGAGUGGUUGAUCAUUUCUUUGAAGCUCCAUUCGCGGGUGGACUCAAUGUUGUUCAGGACGCCGUCAAAUAAGCAAAGAGGGAAAUGAUUUGCUCUUGCUUGGGAAGAGCAACUGAGAGCAGUGGCAUACGCAUUCCCAUAUUUUUCGAAGGUUAUGCAGACUCAGGUUGGUGUCUUACGGAAGUCGCUACAAUGUUGACCACCCCGGGCUUCAUUAUUCCUCUCGUUUAUUAUGCGGAUCCUGAUAAGGGUUUCAGUCCGUAUAAGCAAUCAUUUCUAAAAUAUGAUAGUUAUCCACAUCGAUACCCGAGAGAAGAGAUUGACGAAGGGAAGGAUGCCCUUCCCCACAUCUGGUCUCGCUCAAUCUGGUCAAUAACCGAAGGUUGGGGAGUUCAGGUAAAGAAGACUGUGGCAAAUAACCUGAUUGAAAUGUUGGACACAUUUCUGUUAGAAUUUACCAACCACCCACUAAGAAUGGACAGUGUGAAGAAGGCUCUCAUUCAGAAAUUAAAUCAUGAUUCAGUGGAAGAGGUUGUUAAAGAUGGAAUAUUGGGUAUAGGCGGCAUUGGCAAAACCACAGUUGUGAAGGCUGUGUACAAUCAAGUUUAUGGUUAUUUCAACGCUGCUUCCUUUGUAUUUAAUGUCCGUGGCACUGCUGUAGAUGCCAUAGGCUUUACAAAAUUGCAGAGAUAAGAACUUAAAGGUUCAACCAUAUAUGAUGAAGAUGUGGACAGUGUUGAUAAGGGCAAAUCUGUGGAUGGUGUUGAUAAGGGCAAAUCCAUGUUUAUAAAUGGUUUGGGAGGGAAAUGUGUGCUGCUUAUUUUGGAUGAUGUUGAGCGAUUGGAUUGUUUGGCUGGGGAUAUUGGCUGCCCCUGGCAGCAGAGUUAUUAUAACUUCUAGAGACAAACACAUUCUCAAUUUUGCUCAGGUCUCAUCCGAAUGCAUCCAUGGGAUGAGUGGAUUGCAGAUAAAUGAAGGUCUCCAACUAUUUAGUUGGCACGCAUUUCUCAAAGCAUCUCCAAGUUCCAGUUAUAAAUAUUUGUCUAAACGAAUCGUGGAAGCUUGUAAGGGGCAUCCUCUUUCAGUGGAAGUGACUGGAUCCUUCUUGUAUGACAAGUAGAAAGACACAAGCUGCUGGACAGAAGCUUUUGACAAUAUUGCUCUCAACCAGGAUAUUUACAAGAGACUCUACAUCAAUUAUAGUGCUUUUAGUGAUGAGGAAAAAGAAAUAUUUUUGAACAUUGAUUGCUUCCUCAUUUAAGCACCAUAUCCACAAUCCUUCAAGUUUGCAACACUUGUUUGGUUGUGACACAUUAAACAAUCUCUUUGAUACCAGUGGCAACCAGUCACAGCUGCAGCACUUAUAUUUGGGAGAGUUUGAAAACCUAAAUAACCUCCCUGAUACAAUUGGCAACCUGUCACAACAGUGAUACUUGUUCUUGGGAGGGUUUAAAAGGUUAAAAGUCUCCUUGAUACCAUUGGCAAUCUGUCACAGCUGCAGCACUUGAACUUGGGAGUUUGUCAAAACUUAAAUAACCUCCCUGAUACAAUUAGCAACCUGUCACAGCUGCAGCACUUGUACAUGGGUGGGUGUAAAAGCUUAAAUAACCUCCCUGAUAUCAUUAGCAACCUGUCACAGCUGCAGCAUUUGUUCUUGAGAGGGUGUGAAAGCAUAAAUAACCUCCCUGAUAUCAUUGGCAACCUGUCACAACUGCAAUACUUGUACUUGGAAAGGUGUGGAAGCAUAAAUAGCCUCUCUGAUGCCAUUGGCAAUCUGUCACAGCUGCAGCACUUGUAUUUUGGAAUGUGUGAAAGUUUAAAUAACUUUCCUAUUACCAUUGACAACAUGCCACAGUUGUGUCACUUGAACUUGAAAAGUUGUAAAUGGUUAAAUAAUCUCACUGAUACCAUUGGCAACAUGUCACAGUGGCAGCACUUGAACUUGAAAAGGUGUAAAAGGUUAAAUAGCCUCCAGAUACCAUUGGCAAUCUGUCACAGCUACAGCAUUUGGACUGGUACCAUUGUCCAGACUUAAGUUAACUUCUUGAUGCCAUUGGCAACCUAUCACAAUUUCAACACUUGUACUUGGCAUGGUGUAAAAGGUUACAGAACCCCUUGAUACCAUUGGCAAUCUGUCACAUCUACCCAUUGGCAACCUGUCAAAGCUUCAACACUUGAUACCAUUGGCAACCUGUCACAGCUUCAGCACGAUACCAUUGGCAACCUGUCACAGCUUUAGCACGAUACCAUUGGCAGCACAAUACCAUUGGCAACCUGUCAAAGCUUAAGCACUUGAUACCAUUGGCAACCUGUCACAAUUGCAGCACUUGGACUUGGAAGUGUGUCAACACUUAAACAAUCUACCGGAUACCAUUGGCAACCUGUCACAUUUGCAGCACUUGGAGUUGGAAGUGCGUCGACACUAACAACCUCCCUAAUACCAUUGGCAACCUGUCAUAGCUACAAUUACUUGGAUUUGUAACCUCUCUGAUACCAUUGGCAACCUGUCACAAUUGCAGCACCUGGACUUGGAAGUGUGUCAACACUUAAACAAUCUCCCUGAUACCAUUGGCAACCUGUCACAUAUGCAGCACUUGGAGUUGGAAGUGCGUCAACACUAACAACCUCCCUGAUACCAUUGGCAACCUGUCAUAGGUAUUUGUAACCUCUCUGAUACCAUUGGCAACCUAUCACAGCUACAGCACUUGGAUUUGUACUAUUGUUGAGAAUUAAACAACCUCCUUGAUAUCAUUGGCAACUUGUCACAACCACAGUAUGUGGAUUUGUAAGUGUCAAAAUUUAAAUACAUCUCUGAUACCAUUGGCAAUCUGUCUCAGCGGCAGCACUUGAACUGUCUCAGCUGCAGCACUUGAACUUGAAAGCGUGUCAAACUUAAAUAACCUCCUUAAUGCCAUUGGCAACCUGUCAUAGCUGCAACACUUGGACUUGGAAGUGUGUCAAAACUUAAAUAACCUCCUUAAUGCCAUUGCCAACCUGUCAUAGCUGCAACACUUGGACUUGGAAGUGUGUCAAAACUUAAAUAACCUUCUUGAUACCAUAGGCAACUUGUAACAGCUGCAGAGCACUUGUACUUGGAAGUGUGUCAAAAUUUAAUAACCUCCCUGAUCUCAUUGGCAAACUGUCACAGCUGCAGCAUUUGUACUUGGGAUGGUGUGAAAACUUGAAUAGCCUCCCUGAUACUAUUGGCAACCUGUUACAGCUGCAGCACUUGUUCUUGAAAAGGUGUGGAGACUUGGCCUCCCUGAUAUCAUUGGGCAGUCUGCACAGGUGUAGCACCUGGACUUGUGAACAGGUGGAAACUUAAGUAGCCUCCCUGAUGUAAUUGGCAACCUGUCAUAGCUGCGGCACCUGGACUUUGAGUGUGUAGAAGCUUGAAUAGUCUCCACGAUACCUUUGGCUUCCUCUAUCAUCAUAUUUUGAGUUUUUUGGUAGUAUGGGAGCUACACUGGCCUCGGAUGUUCGAGGAGUUGUAGACCAAGUGCUUUGCAUCCUCUUAGGAUCUUUCAGCCUGGCCUUUCCUCUCUGAUUUUGGAUGCUCCUAGGUGAACAUUAUCAAAUAAUUCAUAGUGACGGAUGGAUUUUUUUACCUGGCUUCAUCUGCGCAUGCUUUUUGUGCUCUUGUUUAUGCCUGAUCGUAAUUUGUAUUGCUAUUUGUUAAUGGCGCAAUAAUCUUUUUUUCUUCUAGGAUGCACUCUUCCUAGAGCUUGUAGAGGCAAGAAUUGUCAUUGAUUAACUGAGAUAACUAAGUUUUGUCAUUUUUCUAAUCAAUGUAGGGUAAAGUGUUGGCACUUGAGGUUGAAAUAUUGCAAACAUUUAACCAGCUAAUAAUAUAUGGUGGCGAUGGCCCUCAAAUCUAUUUCUUGAA